AAGAAGAGCACGAAAGUUAGAUUCUCUUCGUAACGUGUGAUAAGGUAUUAGACUUUAUAGUCAUUGCUUCAUUUUCUCUAAUUCCACUGCAAAUCUACUUGUUUUUGUUGUUAAAACAGUAUAUUCGCAUAAAGUAAAUAUCUGCAAUCUCAUAUGAAGAAAAAUUCAGGCAUAAAUGAAAUUAUUCAACGACAAGAGACAAUACUCGAAAUGAGAUUGAAGGAGACGUCAGGAGUUUUACAGACACGGGUCUUGGAAGAUUCGGUUUCACGUAGAACGCCGAUUGCAUCGGAUUCGCGAUGAUUACAUAUUUAGACACUGCCAUCGCGUGAUUUAGAGCUAAACGCGGCGUCUGAUUCUACGUCUUAUUUAUUUAAUGCUCGCUCGAUAUAGGUAUAAAAUCGCGAUCAAAUCUCUCGACACUCUUGGCGCUAGAUAUGAGGAAACGAGAUCUGCGUGUUUUAUUAUUUCUGAUUUGUAGCGCACAUUCCACAACACACAUAAAUGUGAGUUGGGCAUUUCUACAUGGAGAGGAAGAUCUCAUUUUGCGACAGCCAGAAUGGGCAUGAUAGCGCGGGUGAGACGCCGCGUCCGCGCAAACUCAUUGACGGUCGAUAAGGAGAAGACAGCGCAAAGUGUUUGCCUUUUGAGUGCGGUCCUUCUCCUGCCCUACUGCCCGCGUGGUCCUUUGCCACUUUUGCCGUCACCCGCGCCGGUUCUAUACUCGGCCCUCGUCCUGCCGGUCGUGCUAAGCGCGAAUUACAGGUAUCCGGUACCGACGUUGAAAACACUCGCCGAGGCGGCUAAAGGUGGAGCCAAGAGAGCCUGGCAUCCUCUGAACCGUUUCCUGAAACGGCUAUACGCGCCCGUGGAUCGUGCGGAGAAUCUCUUCUUGAAGAUGCGCAAUCUCUCCAUCAUGGCGAAUCAGAUAGUGUUCCUGCUGCUGGCGGACAAGGUAUUACUGCCGCAGCAGAGGAUGACCUGUCUUUACACGCUCAUGUUCUACAAUGUGAUAGCUUACUGUGUGAGCUACAUCAAGGAACUGAUUCAGAAAGAGGACUGGUCGCCGUACGUCACCUUGACCGAGAGAUCCAAGAUCAAGCAUCUCGCCAUGUCGGCAACCAAGAUCGUGCUUGAGUGGACUAAAGCGGUGACGUUUGUCGUCACCUUGACUUUCAUGCUUCUCGUGUUUGGACUGGAGCAAGGCCUCGACCAUUACAAGCCCUCGUUGAUCUACACGCUGGUCACGUGGACGUAUUACUCAGCAACGGAGAAGGUCUUCGUAGAGAUGUUCCCCACUAUCCUGAAUUUUCUACAGCUAGAGGCGUUGGAGAACAUCGAGAACCUGUACGCGCCGGUGAUACUUCAUUGCCUCACGAUCAUCGCCUCGGCGAUCUUCAGCGUUCUGCUGUUGGCCUCGGCUUCUUGGAGGUUCCUCUUAGCCGCUACAUAUCUGAACGUGUACCUGCGAUGGAAAGAGUUGAUGCAGAACUCGGGCGCGAUACUGCGGCGGGAGCGUGAGGUACUGAAUCGGUACCGGAAGGCGACCCUCGAGGAAAUCGAGAGGUUCGAUGACGUUUGCGCGGUGUGUCUGUGCGGCAUGACCAAGGCCAGGGUCACGCCCUGCCAUCAUCUCUUCCACGCGGACUGCCUGCGACAGUGCCUGAAGACCAGCGACAAUUGUCCCAUGUGCAAGCGCGAGCUGAAGUUCGACUGAGCGAACGACAAGGACUCUUCGAUCGCUUCUUAAAGAACUCGCGAGAUCUUCUUGAAACGCGCCGUCGUGAAUGAAGAGAGAACGUCUCGGACAUUCUUAAGCUCUUACGUCUAAAAAUUCCGACAGAAGUUUUGCAAGAUAAAUGUCCCACAAUUAGUUAAGUCUCUAAGUAAUCUCGUGAAGAUAAAUCAAUUAAUUCACAAUACAUGUGUCAAACUAAAGACACAAAGCUGAUAUUGUUGGAAAACUUGUACAUUAGGGAUGUUUCAAUUGCAUUAUAUUGUUCUAAUUUGUGGAGAAAUUUCUAUUCACAUCUAUAAUCUUUUCUCCGUAUUAACUGAUUUAUUAAGAGCAAGCAGAAUUGUCACAUAGAUUGGGACAUGUGACACUAAUUGGGGCAUUCAUCCUAACGUUACUUAGACACGUUAUGUGAGCGAGAAAUCGGAAAGAAGGAGCAGAUAUUAUUGCGAUAUUAUGCAGCAUUAAUAAUAAUAAUCGCAAUGCUCGGGAUGCAUGUUCCUUUAGAUAUACUUUUCUGUGAUAUAGAUCAGCAACACCGUAGCUUAGUUAAACCAGAGUUACACGGAGAGAAUAAUAUGAAUAGCUUCCUUCUCCGUAUAAAUUCUUCUCAGUUUUGUCAAGUUUUCUAGUAGUGCGAGAAUAACUGUCACAAUGAAAUUUACCUUGCGGAGGAACAUAGUGAGUCUUCUUAAAUAGCAUCAAUUUCAGUCUCUCUAAAAUAUGAAUAACAUACAUACUCGUAUGUAUAAGACAUAAUUCUAUGUAGCAAUUUCUUUACUGUUCUAAUUCUCUCCAUGUACACUCUUCAUCAUUACAUCAGCCACACCUCGUGGCCGAGUUGACAGGUGAUUCAUAACUUUAACGUAACUGGCAAAUGGAAAUACGCUUACUUUGUAUUACUAUAUUUCGUUAGCAUAGUGUUAGCGUAG
This is a messenger RNA of Harpegnathos saltator (Jerdon's jumping ant), 2667 nucleotides long. Its product is annotated as E3 ubiquitin-protein ligase synoviolin A. The coding region runs from base 560 to 1717 and encodes 385 amino acids. Gene Ontology annotation, biological process: proteasome-mediated ubiquitin-dependent protein catabolic process. Gene Ontology annotation, cellular component: endomembrane system. The record is from RefSeq and is a predicted model, not a curated record. The transcript is spliced from 4 exons. Lineage: Eukaryota; Metazoa; Arthropoda; Insecta; Hymenoptera; Formicidae. Gene Ontology annotation, molecular function: ubiquitin protein ligase activity.